AUGGCCAUCUAUUUUUUCUGGAUUAGAGCUUUUGUUAAUUGGGUUACUUUGGGUCACCAUGAUGCUGGUGGGGCCUCAUCUCAUUACGACCUCCUAGCCAGUUUGGGCAUUGGGCACAAUGCAAAUUUUCGCAUCGAAGAUCUAGAAGCAGAACUUGAUUAUUUCCCUGGAACAUUAAUCAUAGACCUAGGAAACAUGUCAGGAGGGAGAUAUAGGGUGAUCUCAUGGUCAGAUCAGGACUCCAAUUGGAAGAAACUAGUUGGACUUGAAACAGUCAAGACUCUCUUGAAGAAGCAUAAACGAGCCAUCAAGGGAAUUAGCGAUACAAAGCCUCCUUUUGAUGAGCUAACACACUCAUUGGAUGACGAAAAAAAUUGCCAUAUGGGAAAUGAUGAAAAGAAGGCUAUGGAGGAAUGA
Molecule: messenger RNA, 417 nt
Organism: Suillus paluster
Lineage: Eukaryota; Fungi; Basidiomycota; Agaricomycetes; Boletales; Suillaceae
Exons: 3
Coding region: 1-417 (138 amino acids)
Source: RefSeq, a predicted model, not a curated record